Messenger RNA from Vanrija pseudolonga, 1504 nucleotides. It is a transcript of the gene CAP1, whose product is annotated as F-actin-capping protein subunit alpha. Gene Ontology annotation, cellular component: actin cortical patch; F-actin capping protein complex. Gene Ontology annotation, biological process: actin cytoskeleton organization; barbed-end actin filament capping. The record is from RefSeq and is a predicted model, not a curated record. The transcript is spliced from 7 exons. The coding region runs from base 39 to 1445 and encodes 468 amino acids. Gene Ontology annotation, molecular function: actin filament binding. Lineage: Eukaryota; Fungi; Basidiomycota; Tremellomycetes; Trichosporonales; Trichosporonaceae.
UUGACCUCCUUUUUCCUUCCACUCCCCACCACGACAACAUGUCAGACCUCACCACCGACGACAGGAUCAAGCUCGCCGUCAAGUUCAUUGAGCAGAGCCCGCCCGGCGAGAUCAACGAUAUCAUCAAUGACAUCCGUGCGAUUAUCUCGGACGACGAGGCGUUGAUGCCCCACGUCCGGCCCGCGCUGCGCGACUACAACCUCAAGCAGCUGCACGCUGUCGAGCACGCCGCGGAGGACGGUGCUGCCGCCCACGUCUCCCUUUUGAGUCACGCGGCUAUCGUUCCUGGGGAAGAGGAGGAGCGCUACAUCGACCACGAUGGCAAGCGGUCGUUCGUGUUUGACCACGUCAACUUGGUUCCAUCCGACUUCCAGCCUUACGAGCUCCCAGAGGCCGAGGAGACGUUCCGCGCCGAGCUGUCAAAGUCGCUCGGUGCAUACGCUUCCAACCACUUCCCAGGGGGCUACUGGUCCGUCUCGACCUCGCAGUUCCCGCUGCUGCCGCCCGAGCCUGAGCCGGAGCCAGUGGCCGUCGCGGCUGUGGAGGUGGCCGAGGUGGUGCCUGCGUCUGCGGAGCCUGUCGAGGAGCCUGCCGGUGGACUCGGAGAGGAGCCAGCGACUCCAGUGGCUGAAAAGCCGAAGGAGAAGCUGACGGCCGACGACGAGGUCGACGCCCCCGGUGGGCUGGCCAAUCUCGACGACGAGAUCGAGGAGGUCAAGGCCGAGGAGGAGAUCGAGGCGCAGCUCGAGAAGGAGGAGAAGGCCGAUGGCGAGAGAGAGGAGGAGAAGUUGGUGUAUGCCGAGGAGGCAGCAAGCGAGAAGGCCUUCAACGAGGAGGUUGUCGAGGGCAAUGUGCCCGUCGAGGAGUUCAAGGAGGAGCUCGCGACUGUUGCCGAGGACGACGCUGCCGAAGAGAAGGCGGAGGAGGAGGAGGCUGCCGAGGAAGCUGCCGAGGCUGCUGAACCUGUCGCCCCCGCCGCUGCCGCCGCUACCGAGCCAGCGAAGCCCGUUCGCAAGCAGGAACGCGUCGAGAACCCCACAUACACGCUCGAGAUUGUCGGCAACCGCUUCAACCCCACCAACUUUUGGACUGGCCGCUGGCGGACACGCUGGGUUGUGGACACGGAGGGCACAGUCGAGGGCACGAUAAACGUCGACGUGCACUACUACGAGCAGGGCAACGUCCAGCUCGCUACCGAACACAAGGCGUCGUUCCCCACCCCCAAGGAAGCGGUGGCCGGCCAGUCGAUCGCAUCCCAGAUUGUCACGACCAUCUCCAAGAUUGAGGCGGCGUACCAGUUUGAGUUGAACGGCGUCUACGCCAACCUGAAUGACAAGACAUUCCGACUCCUCCGCCGCGCGCUGCCCGUCACCCGCCAGAAGGUCGACUGGGACAAGGUUUCGGGCUACACCUUGGGAUCGGACCUGUCCAAGGCCAAGGCAUAGUCACACGACCCCAAGGCAGUCAGACGAGGAGCAGCAUAAUGCAGCAGCUUGUGCAGAGA